GCAGAGUAUCAGCAUUUCCAUCGGUAUAAAUACCUUCGAUUUGGUCCCAUUCAUCACACUCUCACUGAUUCGAGGUGAGCAACCAAAUCUCUGAGGCAAGGAUGCUGGCUAAAAUUCUUCUCCUCGCUCUGGUGGGGAUCAGUGCUGCCUAUCAGUACGAGUACCAAAGUGAGUUCUCCUACAACCGACCGGAGAACAAAACUGGCUGGGAGUAUGGCGCUUGGGAACCAAACCGUGAAUAUGUCUACAAUGUUACCUCAAUGACUAUGACCGCUUUGCACGAUCUGGACGAUCAGUGGACCGGACUGGUUUCGCGUGCUCAUCUGGUGAUGCGCCCGAAGGAUCCGGAAUACGUGGUUGUCUAUGUCAAGAAUCCCGAGUAUGCGGUCUUCAACGAUCGUCUACCGGCAGGAUACCGUACCGAGCUUCACGAGCUGGACCUCAAGUACAAGCCUCUGCCAAUGUCCUCCCGACCAUUCGGAGUUCGUUACCACAAGGGAGUUAUCAAGGGUCUGUAUGUUGAACAAACCGUACCAAACCACGAGGUCAACAUUCUAAAAUCCUGGGUCAGUCAGUUCCAACUGGAUACUCAUGGAACCAACGAGAUCGACUACAAGUAUAACCAAUUGCCGGAGAACAACUCGUUCACUGGUGUCUACAAGGUCAUGGAACCCGUCGUCACUGGUAAUUGUGAAAUGUUGUAUGAUGUCAAUGCUGUUCCAGAGUACCUAAUGCAAUCGUACAAGAAAUUCGCUCCCCAACCGCACUUCCGCGAGGAAGGACAAUAUUUCUUCGAAAUUGUGAAGACCCAGAACUUCGACAACUGCGAACAGCGCAUGGGAUACCAUUUCGGAUUCAGUGGCGAGAGCGACUUCAAGCCAAACACCAACCAGAUGGGCAAUGUUGCCUCCAAAUCCGUUGUGUCACGUCUGUUCCUGUCCGGUGAUUGGUACAACUACACCAUCCAGUCGUCCUCCACCAUCAAUAAGGUUGUUGUUGCUCCGACUUUGGUCGACAAACAGAAGGCUAUGGUUUAUUCUCAGGUCAAAAUAACUCUCAAUGACAUCUGCCCAUACGAUAAGGUUCCGGAAGGCCCAGCUGACGAUCGCCAAGUGUUUGUUGAUCUGGUCUACAGCUACAACCUUGCAAGCGACAAGAAAAACAGCGUUCGUCCAGGAAAUGAGACUGACUCUUCCUCGUCAUCGUCAAGCUCCUCCAGUUCAUCCGAAUCGGACUCGUCUUCCAGCUCUAGCUCUGAAUCGGAAGAGAACUACAAAAUCAGUCCAGUUGAAAGACACGCCAAAAAACUCGAAGAGGUAGAGAAACGCGGCAACCGAGCCCGCCGUGAUCUGGAUUCAUUAAAGGAGAAGAAAUACUACGAAGCUUACAAGAAGGACCAAUACCGACUGAAGCGCGAUAAUGACACCUCAUCCGACUCUAGCAGCUCUGAUGAUUCGUCGUCAUCUUCGUCCAGCUCUUCGGAAUCCGAUGAACACAACGAUUCUUCAUCGUCUUCUUCAUCGUCCUCUUCAUCGUCCUCUUCAUCGUCUUCUUCUUCAGAAUCUCUUGAAAGUGAUGAAGCUUACUACCAGCCAAUGCCAGAGAGCUUCAAGGAAUACCCACAAACUCCAUUCUUGCCAUACUUCACCGGAUACAAGGGAUACAGCUUCCAGUAUGCUCGCAAUGUCGAUGGCUCCAAGGUUAUCUACAAAUUGGUGCAGGAAAUCGCUGAUGAGUUGCAAGACCCAUCCAAACUACCGGAAUCGAACACCUUGAGCAAAUUCAACAUUCUAUCUCGCGUCAUUCGUACCAUGAACUACCAGGAAAUCUACGAUGCUGCCCAGCAAUUCUUCGUUUCUCAGAAGGAACGCAGAGAGGGAGACAACCACAGCGAGAAAUUCAGCAAACGUGUUGAUGCCUGGAACACUUUCCGUGAUGCGUUGGCUGAAGCCGGAACUCCACCAGCUUUCAAGGUCAUCAAGGAAUACAUCGAAGAGAAGAAACUGCGUGGCCCGGAAGCCGCUAGUGUUAUCGCUACUCUUCCAAAAUCGAUCCGUUUCCCUACCGAGUCGCUGAUGCACGAAUUUUUCCUGCUGGUGACCUCCGACACCGUUCAGCACCAGGAUAGCCUGAAUGUUACCGCACUGAUUUCGUUCACCAAAUUCGUCAAUCAAGCUCAUGUUAGCAACCGCUCAGCCGCUUAUUACUAUCCAGUGUACAGCUUUGGCCGUCUGGCUGAUUCUGACUACAAGAUUGUGGCCCACAAAAUUGUCCCAUGGCUCGCCCAUCAUUUGCGUGAAGCAGUUAACGAUGCCGACAGUCUCAAGAUCCAGGUCUACGUUCGUGCUCUUGGAAACCUCGGACAUCCGGAGAUUCUCAACGUUUUCGAACCUUAUCUGGAAGGCAAGAUCCAUGUCAGUGACUAUCAGCGUCUUGCUAUGGUCGUUGCUUUCGAUGAGCUGGUUGAAAACUAUCCUAAGUUGGCUCGUUCCGUCCUGUACAAACUGUAUCAAAACACUGGCGAUUUCCACCAAAUCCGAUGCGCUGCUGUUCAUUUGUUGAUGCGCACCCAGCCACCAGCAGAGAUGCUCUAUCGCAUGGCUGAGUUCACUCAUUUCGACCCAAGCAUGUACGUUAGUGCCGCUGUUAAGAGCUCUUUGGAAUACGCCGCAGAUGCUGAUGAAUUCGAAGACUUCUACGAAUUCGCCGAUGACGCUAAGGCCGCCGUCAAACUGCUGAGCCCACGAGUUUACAGUCUGCAAUACUCUUCCGCUUACAUCCGUGACUAUGCUAUGGAGAACCUGAAACUUUCCUAUCGUUUGCACCUUGCUCAAAUCGCUUCCGAUGAUCAUUACCUUCCAAGUGGAUUCUUCUACCACAUGCAUCACAACUUUGGUGGUCUGAGACGUUACACUUCAAUGUAUUAUCUGGUUUCAAGCAUGGAGACUUUCUUCGAUCUGUUGGACAAGCAGUACGAUUACUCGAGCCCCAAGGAAGAUGACUAUUCUGCCGAUUACUACUACAAGUAUUACAAACAGUUCCCGAACAAGAAGUUUGAAUACUUUGAUAAGUACUUUAAAUCUCACGGCCCACAAAGCGAUUAUUAUCAGAAAUACAGCAAGGGCCAACAAGAAAUUAGCGAGAAGGAACCACAGAAAUGGUCAACCACCCGCAUUGCUAAGCUAUUGAACAUUGACCCCAAGGAAGCCGAUGAAUUGGAAGGACAAAUCAUGACUAGACUGUUCAACGGAGAUUACUUCUUUGCCUUCGACAAUCAGACCAUUGAAAACAUACCCCGUCAAGUGAAAGAAUACUUUGAAGAUCUGGAAGACGGUAUGACGUUCAACAUGACCAAGUUCUAUCAGCAACAAGUCGUCACUUUGGCUUUCCCGCUGGCAUCUGGUCUUCCGUUUGUCUACACCCUGAAGACACCAACUGUUGUUAAGGUCGAAACUGAUGCUACUGUCAAGAGCUACCCGAGGUUCUACAAGCAACCUGCCGGACACCCAGAAACUGAGAAUGACGAUUUCUUCCACUGGCCACGUGUUCUUAACGGAUCGGUUGAUGUGAAUCUGGUCUAUCAUCGUUUGGUUGAUGCCAAGGUUGGUUUCGUAACUCCGUUCGAUCAUCAACGCUACAUUGCUGGUUACCAGCAGAAGGUUCAAGGAUACCUUCCAUUGAGCUUCGAUUUCGAUUUCGACUUUGAGAAGGACGAAUAUGAAUUUGAGUUUGAGCUUUUGGAACCCAAGGAAGACAAACUGUUGUUCCACUUGAGCUCAUGGCCAUACACUGGAUACAAGGACAUCACCGACGUUCGUCCGAUUGCCGAGAGCCCGAACGCAAGAAUUGUUCAUGACGAAGAAUACACUACCAAGACUUUCGCGUAUACCGUAGGAGAUAAAGUCACUGGUUUCGCUUUGAGACUGCAUGCAAAGUACGACUAUGAUUUCUUUAACUUCGGUUAUUUCUGGGACUUGAUGCAGGAACAUGACUUCAUGUCCGCCUUCGCUUAUCCCUUCACCGUUCAAACCUACCAUUAUCAUCAGUUCAACGUGUAUUACGAUGCCCAACGCACCUCUGCUAAGAGUAUGAAGUUUAUUGCUCACUACAAAGAAGGCGAUUUCGAUCAGGACUUCCAGGAUUCCGAUGUCAAGCACCCGAAGGGACGUCAUGCCUACUCUGGAUAUUACAACGAGAACAACUAUGCUCAACCCUUCGUUUUCACCGCUGGCAGUUCGCGUCGCCAGGAACAGUUCAUCAAGAAUGCCGCCGCUGGAAUCCGCAACAGCGAUGUUUCUGUUUUAGAUUUGGGAUUUACCUUCGAAGGCCAUCAACAAGAGAAGAGCGAAUUUGUCUUCACUUACGCCUAUGCUGAUAGCCCAGUUGAUGACAUGUCUCGCAUCUUGUUCUUCUUCUCGGGAAGUCCGUUCUACCAGACCAGCAGCUUCUUCGGAAUGCCCUACAAUGGAAAACAAUUCCAGAUGUGCAUCUCGGCUCAACAUGAGUUCCCGAAUGUACCAAAACUGAACUUCUUGCACGCUCUUGAGUUCGAUGCCGAUUCUUCGAUGCGUUACGAUUUCGCCUAUGGUGAGCGUUGCCAGGGAGGAGCCCAGAUUACGAUGAAGGGAAAACUGCACCAGUCGGAUGAAUACCGUCACUAUCUGCGCAUUUCGGAUGUUGGCAAGCAGUGCAAGGAUCAGAUGGAUCGUGGAUACUAUCAGCUCCGAGAAUGCCAGAACGCCACUGAACAGGCUAACUAUUUCGAUCAAUACCGUUUCAACUUUGAGCUCAAGGAUGUUGGCUCAUACGCUAAGAACAUGUCCUCUUAUGUUGCUGAUUACUUACAAUACUUUACCUUCCCGUACUUCACACCGAAUUACUUCUACAAGGGCAAGAACAAUCAGUUCCAGUUUGAAUUCGAGAUGGCUCCCUAUGGCGAUUACUUCAACGCUUCGUUCUACGCUCCGGAGUACGCUUUUGAGAUCGAGAACUCUCCUUUAGAAAAUGAUUAUGCUCGUUACUUCACUGCUGUGCAUCCCGAUAUGUCCUGGUAUGAACGUUUAGGCACAUACUCUUACCGAGGAAAUUACUAUCCUUCCUGCGCUGUUUCCAGCAAAUACGUUGAUACCUUCGAUGGCAGCACAUACUUCUACGAGAUGGGACAAUGCUGGCAUGUGCUGUUGCAUACCGUGAAGCCCGACUACGAGUAUUACGCUCAACAGUCGCACUUCCAGAAUGCUGAUGACCAAUACCGUUUCAAGAAUGGAUUCUAUGAAGAUGAACAGGUUACCAUCUUGGGACGCACUGGUAACAAGAACGAGUUGUACUUCAAGGUUAUUCUUGGUCAGUACGAGCAGAAUGACUACAACAUCGAUAUCAUCCCGAACGGAGCUGAGUUACCAUUGGUCUACAUCAAUGGAAAACCCCAACAGAUUCAUGAGAAAUACGCUGUUGAACUGUACACUAAUGAUCACCAUGAUCAGCCUCUGUUCCGUUGCUACGCUCUGCCUGGAAAGGAGUUGGAGAUUAGCAUCCGUGAUGAUGACUUCAAGAUAGUCUUCGAUGGUUACCGUGCUCGCAUCUUUGCUGAUCAAUCGUACUACGACAACUUCGUCGGUCUGUGCGGAACCAACAACGGUGAAUAUUAUGAUGACUUUGUUUCGCCUAAUCAGUGCUACAUGAACAAGCUAGAAUACUUUGCUGCUUCGUACGCCAUCACUGGCCAGAACUGCUCAGGACCAGCAAUGGCUUUCAACAUUGCCUAUGAACAGGAAUCGAAGGAACAAUGUUACAAGCAGGAGUACUAUUAUGGCAAUAUCAUCAGUGAACACGAGGCAGGACGCAAACGUUAUAAUAACUACAACCACUACAUCAAUGAGGAUAGCUCUUCAUCGUCCUCAUCGUCCUCAUCGUCCUCAUCCUCAUCAUCCUCUUCUUCCUCUUCGUCAUCUUCGGAGUCUGAUUCAAGCUCGGACUCCAGUUCAUCGGAAGAAGGCAAGGAAUACAAUCCCCGCGAUCAAUCCCACACCACCAAGGAAUGUGAAGUUCAACAUCAGCAUCAGUUUAUCGAACAAGGAGACAAGAUCUGCUUCACCUUACGUCCAUUGCCGACUUGCACUUCCAAGUGCGUAGCCUCAGAGAAGUUCGCCAAAUACGUCGAUGUCCACUGCCGUGAUGCUAGCGAUAGUGCCGCUCAACUGUUCAAGAAGCAGAUCCUCCGCGGUGUCAACAUCGAUAUGAGCGCCAAGACUGUCUCGAAGACUGUCAAGUUCAACUUCCCCAAGACCUGUGUGCACACUGCCGGGUAUGCCUACAGUAGCUGAACUUCUGGUAACGAAAAAAUGGCUUUAUGAAAAUGGACUUUAUUGCUUAUAAAUAAUUUGUGCAUCAGAAAAUGGAAUGAUUUUCCAGCAAAAAAAAGUGACAAAUAAACGGUUGUCGAAAUGUUUUGAAAUGAA
Molecule: messenger RNA, 6458 nt
Organism: Wyeomyia smithii (pitcher-plant mosquito)
Lineage: Eukaryota; Metazoa; Arthropoda; Insecta; Diptera; Culicidae
Product: vitellogenin-A1-like
Exons: 3
Coding region: 102-6323 (2073 amino acids)
Biological process (GO): lipid transport
Molecular function (GO): lipid carrier activity
Source: RefSeq, a predicted model, not a curated record